UGCGAAACACGUUCCCUCUGCCCGCCAGGUGGCGCCUCUGCAGCACGUCUCCCUUCUCCUCAAGCAGUGAAACAACAAACCGAACAGAGCAAGCGGGGUAAAAGAGAGAGAGUCCAAACCCGCUUCUGACCGCCACUUUCAAACUCCUCUGUCAAAUAACCUGGUAUAAUUACAAAAUACAGGUCUCGAACCGUCCCAAAUCUGGAUUACUACAACCAUAUGAGCCUGGGAGCCGGCCGAGGUCGACAUCAGCGGCGAGGAUUUUGUUCCUAGGAAAGGGGACAAAAAGUGAGUCUUUGGGAUAUUGGUCCAGUCCUGUUUAUGAAGAGAGUGGAAGUCCUUUCUAAUUUGCAGUGGUACAGAAGAUGUUAAAGAAAUGAUAGCAGCACCAGAAUUACACACAGAGUUUAAUUUUUCUCAGGAAACUGAUCCACACUUCUCAUCUGAUACUGACUUUGAAGAUCCAGAUGGAAGGAAUCAAAAACCAAGCAAAGGAAAAACUAUUAAAAAGGGUAAAAAAGUCCCAGGAGAGAAGGGGAAAGGUGGAGGCCUCAAUCGGAUGAAUGGACACCACCAGGAAAAUGGGAUGGAAAACAUGAUGCUGUUUGAGGUGGUGAAAAUGGGAAAGAGUGCCAUGCAGUCUGUCGUGGAUGAUUGGAUAGAGUCCUACAAACACGACCGGGACAUGGCACUUCUUGACCUCAUCAACUUUUUCAUCCAGUGUUCAGGCUGUAAAGGUGUUGUAUCGGCGGAAAUGUUUAGACAUAUGCAGAAUUCAGAAAUAAUUAGGAAGAUGACAGAAGAGUUUGAUGAGGACAGCGGUGACUACCCACUUACAAUCGCUGGGCCCCAGUGGAAGAAGUUCAAGUCAAGUUUCUGUGAGUUCAUCGGGGUUCUAGUUCGACAGUGUCAGUACAGUAUCAUAUAUGAUGAAUACAUGAUGGACACCGUGAUCUCACUUCUAACAGGACUGUCUGACUCCCAGGUCAGAGCUUUCAGGCACACCAGCACAUUGGCAGCAAUGAAGCUGAUGACUGCCUUGGUAAACGUUGCACUGAAUCUCAGCAUUAAUAUGGACAACACGCAAAGGCAAUAUGAGACUGAGAGAAACAAAAUGAUUGGCAAGAGAGCCAAUGAUAAGCUAGAGCUCUUGUUACAGAAACGCAAGGAGCUUCAAGAAAAUCAGGAUGAAAUUGAGAAUAUGAUGAAUGCAAUAUUCAAAGGUGUUUUUGUUCACAGAUACCGUGAUGCUAUAGCUGAAAUCCGUGCAAUCUGUAUUGAAGAGAUUGGUGUGUGGAUGAAGAUGUACAGUGAUGCAUUUCUCAAUGACAGCUAUUUAAAGUACGUGGGAUGGACCAUGCAUGAUAAGCAAGGUGAAGUGAGACUUAAAUGUCUGACAGCUCUGCAGGGUCUUUAUUACAACAGAGAGCUUAAUGCCAAGCUUGAGCUGUUCACAAGUCGUUUCAAGGAUCGAAUUGUUUCAAUGACACUGGAUAAGGAGUAUGAUGUGGCAGUACAAGCAAUAAAACUUUUAACCCUUGUAUUACAUAGUAGUGAUGAAGUUCUAACCUCGGAGGACUGUGAAAAUGUCUAUCACUUGGUUUACUCAGCUCAUCGGCCAGUAGCUGUGGCAGCAGGAGAGUUCCUUUACAAAAAACUCUUUAGUCACAGGGAUCCUGAAGAAGAAGGGAUGCCUAAAAGGAGGGGCCGACAAAGUCCCAAUGCUAACCUUGUGAAGACCUUGGUAUUUUUCUUCUUGGAAAGUGAGCUGCAUGAGCAUGCCGCCUACCUCGUGGACAGCAUGUGGGACUGUGCCUCAGAGCUGUUGAAGGAUUGGGAGUGUAUGAUCAGCCUUCUGCUAGAAGAACCACUUCCAGGAGAGGAAGCCCUGACGGACAGGCAGGAGACAGCACUGAUUGAAAUAAUGCUGUGCACUAUACGACAGGCAUCGGAGUGCCACCCCCCUGUGGGAAGAGGAACUGGGAAAAGGGUGCUCACGGCGAAAGAGAAGAAAUCCCAGCUUGAUGAUCGCACGAGAAUAACAGAACUCUUUGCAGUGUCAUUGCCUCAGUUAUUAUCCAAGUAUUCUGUAGAUGCAGAAAAGGUAACCAACUUGUUACAACUGCCACAGUACUUUGAUUUGGAAAUCUACACAACAGGCCGGUUGGAAAAGCACUUGGAUUCUUUGUUACGGCAAAUCAGGGAAAUUGUUGCGAAGCACACAGAUACUGAUGUUUUAGAGGCCUGCUCUAAAACCUGCCAUGCCCUCUGCAAUGAAGAGUUCACAAUAUUUAACAGGGUGGACAUUGCAAGGAGCCAGAUGUUGGAUGAGCUUGUAGAUAAGUUUAACCAGCUACUAGAGGACUUCUUGCAGGAGGGAGAAGAGCCUGAUGAGGACGAUGCUUAUCAGGUCUUAUCUACACUGAAGAGGAUCACAGCCUUUCAUAAUGCCCAUGAUCUCUCUCGGUGGGAUUUGUUUAAUAGCAACUACAAGUUACUUAAAACGGGCAUUGAAAAUGGGGAUAUGCCAGAACAGAUUGUUAUUCAUGCACUGCAGUGUACCCACUAUGUUAUCCUGUGGAAUCUAGCCAAGAUUUCAGAAGGCAGUUCGACAAAGGAUGAUAUGGUGAAAUUGAGGAAACAGAUGAGGGCUUUCUGUCAGGUCUGCCAGCACUACCUGACCAAUGUUAAUACAACAGUCAAAGAACAGGCCUUCACUAUCCUUUGUGAUGUCCUGAUGAUAUUUAGCCAUCAGAUUGUAUCAGGAGGUCGUGAAAUCAUGGAGCCCUUGGUUUACAAUCCAGAUUCCUCUCUGCAGUCUGACCUACUUAACUUUAUUCUGGAUCAUGUUUUUAUUGAUCAGGAUGAUGACAGUAAUAGUACAGAUGGUCAGCAAGAUGACGAAGCUGGUAAGAUUGAAGCUUUGCACAAAAGACGAAACUUACUUGCAGCUUAUUGUAAACUAAUAGUUUAUAAUGUGGUGGAAAUUAAUACCGGGGCAGACAUAUUCAAACAAUAUAUGAGGUAUUACAAUGACUAUGGAGAUAUCAUCAAAGAAACUAUGAGCAAGACGAGACAAAUAGACAAAAUCCAAUGUGCAAAAACCCUCAUACUGAGCUUGCAACAGCUUUUUAAUGAGAUGCUCUCAGAGCUUGGCUCUAACUUUGACCGAUCAUCUUCAGCCUUCUGUGGUAUUAAGGAGCUUGCUCGACGUUUCUCCUUGACGUUUGGGCUUGAUCAAGUCAAAACAAGGGACGCGAUUGCUAUGUUACAUAAAGACGGCAUAGAAUUUGCUUUCAAAGAGCCCAGCCCUCAUGGUGAAGGGCACACUCCUGUUAAUCUUGCCUUCUUGGAUAUCCUGAGUGAAUUUUCCUCCAAACUGCUUCGGCAAGACAAGAAGACAGUGCAUGUUUACCUUGAGAAGUUCAUGACAUUUCAGAUGGCGCUACGCAGGGAGGAUUGUUGGCUUCCCCUGAUUUCCUACAGAAAUUCCUUACAGGUUGGGGGAGAUGACGAUACAAUGUCAGUAAUCAGUGGAAUAAGCAGUCGAGGCUCUGUGAGGAGUAAAAAGACAAAACCAGCCACUGCCAAGCGAAAAGUGGCAGAAGCUGAGGAAAGCAGUAGCAGUGAUGGGAUGUGGAUGAACAGGGAACAGACACUGCAGAGCCCGGUUAUGAUGCAGACGCCGCACCUUACAUCUACGGUCAUGAGAGAACCCAAGAGGUUACGGCCGGAAGAAAGUUACCUGGGAGUCUACCCCAUGCAGCCCGAGCAGCAACAGCAACAGCAGCAGCAGCAGCAGCACCAUCAUCCUCAAACUCCUAUAGACUACAAUACCCAGGUUACUUGGAUGUUGGCUCAGAGACAGCAAGAAGAAGCGAGACAGCAGCAAGAAAGAGCUGCCAUGAAUUACGCCAAAUUGAGAACCAACCUGCAGCAUGCAAUCCGGCGUGGUACAGGACUAAUGGAGGACGACGAAGAGCCAAUAGUAGAAGAUGUGAUGAUGUCUUCUGAAGGUCGCAUUGAGGAUCUCAAUGAGGGCAUGGAUUUUGACACAAUGGACAUUGAUUUGCCACCAUCCAAAAACAGAAGAGAGAGAACAGAACUGAAACCUGACUACUUCGACCCUGCUUCCAUCAUGGAGGAUUCUGUUCUUGGAGUUUCAAUGUUCUAAGCAGAUUUUUCAGAAGAUUUGCUGCAGUCUUUUUUUCGAGAAAUCAAGGCAGUUCUAUUACAGUAAACAUCUUGAUGCUGUACUGUUUUUUUUUCUCCUCUGGAGAAUGUUUAUUGGACAUGCUGUUUGGACUAAGUGCAUUUAGAGGCAAUAAUGUUUGCCUGCUGAGGUGAUUUGUUAAAACUACUAAAGUUCAUAAUCGGUGGGUAAGCUUUCCCUAGUUAGUUGUGCAGUUGCUCACAAUUUACAGAAGCUUUCAAGUCUAAAUUUUAAAUCCUGUCUAUACAAAAAAAUAAUAAAUUUAGCUUGUAGAACGGCACAGAACUUUGAAAUGAGAGGGGUCACUCAGCAGAUUAUGAAUCGGGUUAUGUUAGUUUUGUGAACAAAGGAAUGACAAGUUUAAGAACAUAAAACAAGCCUUUGUUUAAUGUACAGCUGUGUGUAAGAGAAAGCAAUCCCAUGUAAAGUAUUAAUUUAUAAAUGAUUUAUUGCUAAUCGGUAGCAGCAGGUUUUCAUGAAUUAAGAAACGCAUUUUUUAUUUGUAUUUUUAAUGAUGAAAUGAUUUACGAGCGUGAUGAAAAGGCUGUAGUCGAACCUCUACAUUUAAGUAUGUGUUUGUUGUUUUUUUUUGUUGUUGUUGAAACAUGAAAGGAAAAAAGAUGUGCCAAAGGCUAAUCAUGUGUAGGCAUAUUCUGAAUAAUGAGCUCCAGAGCUAAAUUCCUAUUGGCACUGCUGUACCAUCACAACAGUGCAGGAAACUAAUGAGGAUGACUGCUUGUACAAGUAGCCAUUUAGCUUACCCAAAGAUUAGAACUAUGUUUGCUUGUCUUUUUUUUUUUUUUUGAGAGACUAAUAUUAAGGAAGCAAGUUCAAAUCCUUCCAGUAGUGCCACUGUAUUGUGUCUCUAAUAAAAUGAGCUUGGUAUAGUAUGUUUGCUGAAAAUAAUUCUCUAAACACAAUUAUACAGCUUAUUAGAGUGUGGGAAUAGGUAUCUAAAUUUUAAAUAGUUAUAUAUAUAAAUUGGUGCUGAUUUUUAUAAUCGCGCGAUUUGUUUAGUUUUUCUUACUUUUAAAUUCCAACCUAAAAUUCUAAGGUUUCAGAAAUAUAAGAAAAUAAAAACAAUGUUUAAAAAUAAAAGCAUGUGUAUUCAUGCUUUAAAAAAAAAGAUUUUUAAAUGUGUAUUUUAUAUUGUUUUAUCUUUGUCUUGGCAAACAGUCUUCAGGUUUCAGUACCUUUUUGUUUUUGCUAUAUAUGUAAAUUAGUUUGGAUAACAGAUUCAUGAAGUUCUCCGUAUUCUUUUAAAGUUGAAGUUUAAUUUCAAAUGUCCUUUCACAAACCCUUAAGUCUGUAACAUAAAAUCGUUUGAAUUACUAUUUGGAAAUGAACUUUCAUUCUGCAACGCUUGGGCAGCUACACACCGCUUAAGUAAACAUUAACUUAUAGUACAAAUGUACUUUUUUAUUUUUUAUUAUGUCUUGUUUAUUGAGGUACAUUCUUUAUAAUCAUUCCAUGCCUUAAUAUGCUUGCAAUACAAAACUCCCUCUUUCUCUUGCAGAAAUCUUCCAUGUAUCUAAAUAAAUAGUUAUGUUUCAAGGAUGUAUUUUGGAGCUGUGGUAGCCAAGAACCAUAGAAAUGAACUAGUGUUAUAUUAAAACAGAGUAGAAAUGUUAUUGAUACAGCAUAUGUUUUUGUGUUUUACGUAAUUAUUUUUACGUAAUAAAAUGACUCUUAUGCUUUUCAAGAAUACUGCCUAGUUUCAGACCACUGCAUUAACAGAGCUGCUGAAAGGACUGUACAGUAUAUAUAUAUAUAUACAUUUCAGUGCAAGCUGGUUUUCUUCUUUUUUCUAUUUUUAAAGGUGUGUUUCUUUGUGUGAGCAGUUCUUUUAAAGCUGUAUGUUUUUCAAUCAGCUUAAAAUGUUUUAUAUAUUUACCUUAUCCCGUUGUCCUCCACCUCCUGUCGUCCACUGUACUGUUUCUGAUUUGUAUUUAUGUCUGGAGACAGUAACUUUUUGAAUAAAAGUAACCCUUCUGCA
Messenger RNA from Acipenser ruthenus (sterlet), 6209 nucleotides. RefSeq names its product cohesin subunit SA-2. Gene Ontology annotation, biological process: sister chromatid cohesion. Gene Ontology annotation, cellular component: nucleus; cohesin complex; chromatin. The record is from RefSeq and is a predicted model, not a curated record. NCBI's taxonomy places the organism in Eukaryota, Metazoa, Chordata, Actinopteri, Acipenseriformes, Acipenseridae. Gene Ontology annotation, molecular function: chromatin binding. The transcript is spliced from 34 exons. The coding region runs from base 377 to 4174 and encodes 1265 amino acids.